Messenger RNA from Aspergillus bombycis, 1614 nucleotides. RefSeq names its product GMC family oxidoreductase. The record is from RefSeq and is a predicted model, not a curated record. NCBI's taxonomy places the organism in Eukaryota, Fungi, Ascomycota, Eurotiomycetes, Eurotiales, Aspergillaceae. The coding region runs from base 1 to 1614 and encodes 537 amino acids. Gene Ontology annotation, molecular function: flavin adenine dinucleotide binding; oxidoreductase activity, acting on CH-OH group of donors. The transcript is spliced from 5 exons.
AUGAUCGCCAGCGAACAACCAUACAACUUUAUCAUUGUCAGCGCAGGAGUUGGCGGUCUAGUGCUAGCCUCGCGUCUCUGCGAAGAUGCCACUGCCAAUGUUCUCCUUGUCGAAGCCGGGCCUAAUCAUAUGGGAGACCUGCACGUCGAGACUCCGGGCCUACUAGGCGCCAUGUUCGGAGAUCCGGAUUUCGACUGGAACUACUUGACCGAGCCACAGCGCUCAAACCAAGUUCAUGCAAACAAUCGUCAAAUGGGCCAGCCACGAGGCUGGAUAGUUAGUAGCUUUUCGGCAUUGAAUUUCUCCAUAGUGGCGUAUCCAUCACACGCCAACUUCGAGGCGUGGGAAUCCCUGGACAACGACGGGUGGGAGCCCGAUGCCAUGGCUCCAUAUCUGCGUAAAUUCCAUACGUACACGCCGCCCAGUGAGACCACCAGUGCGUUACUGUCUCUGGACCAGUACAUGAAGGCAGACAAUCAGGGCAAUCAAGGUCCAGUCCCAGUCUGUCAUCCUGACGUCUAUACCCCAUUCAAUCAGACCUGGAAUGAGACGCCACCAGGGAUAUGCUGGGGCUUGCUACGCCCCGGACGUCGCACAGCGCAAAAACCUCAUCUGUUCACUGAAACCAUGGUAGAGCGAGUGGCCCUGACGAAAUCCGACGACGGCCAGGUGACUGCUACGGGGGUUCAGAUUCAGACCAAAGAUGGUGAGCAACUGGCGGUCUCUGCCACGCGUGAAGUGUUUAUCAGUGCCGGAACUCUGAAUUCCCCGCAGCUACUGGAUCUGUCUGGCAUUGGCGCCGCAGAUCUAUUGAAAAAACACAGUAUCCCGGUGGUGCUCGAUCUACCUGGAGUCGGAGAGAAUCUUCAGGAUCAUCGUGUGGUCCAGCCUCUGGUUGAGCUCUAUGAAAAGACCCGCCCUGGUCCUUUGACGGGCAUGCCCUAUCUGGACAGCCCGCAGGUUGAACAAUUUUCGCCCGGUCGGCAGCAGCAAUACAACAUCCUACGACAGAUGCUCCGGGAUGAUCAGACGGGCUCCGCGCAAUAUAUGUUCCUGAAUUCACAAGUCAAUGUAAAGCCUGGAGUGAGUACAAUGGCCUAUGCACUCUCGAAGGACUUGCCGGAGAACUACAUCAGCAUCAUGGCCUUACUCAAUCAUCCCUUUUCGCGUGGAUCUAUACAUAUCCGAUCGGCCAACCCGGGCGAGAAGCACGUCUACGACCCCAAAUAUCUAUCUCACCCCUUAGAUUUAGAAGUCCUCGCCCGCCACACUCAGUUCCUGGACAGGAUCGCUGGUACGCAGCCUUUUAGCUCGUUACUCAAACCCGGCGCUCGAGUACCUGAGGCGGCGGUGGAUCUGGCAGAUCUGGAGAAAGCUAAGGAGGUAGUUAAAGAUUGUCUAUUCCACGACUUCCAUCCAGUGGGCACAUAUGCCGUGAUGCCCGCAGACUUAGGCGGAGUAGUGGACCCCCAACUGAAGAUGCAUGGCACGCGCAAUUUAAGAGUGGUCGAUGCCAGCAUCUUUCCCUUGGAAACGUCGGGUAAUAUCCAAGCAAUGACAUAUGCAGUAGCCGAGCGCGCGACAGACAUGAUCCGCUCAAGUGCGCAUCAUUAG